Messenger RNA from Carica papaya (papaya), 2434 nucleotides. The record is from RefSeq and is a predicted model, not a curated record. Lineage: Eukaryota; Viridiplantae; Streptophyta; Magnoliopsida; Brassicales; Caricaceae.
ACCUGCUUCGAAUAACCAAAGCCUCUCCCGGCUCUCUCUCUCUCUCUCUCUCUCUCUCUCUCAGUUGAUUUCAAUAACAAAUUUGAACCUCAAAACCUAACUGUAAUGAGAUGGCAGAGAGAUCUUUUGAAUCCUAAGUCCUUAUUUGAUUCCGAUGUUUUCCGUCAAUGUUCGUUUACGAAGCCUCCUUGGCUGGUAUUGAUUUUUCCGCCGCUAUAGAUUCGGAUUUUAGUUUUGCGUUGGAGGUUGAAUAUGGAUAUUACCGAGGUUGAAGAAAAUCUGUUUGCUGCUAGCGAUGCCAAGUUACAUGGAGAAAUGUGCAAGGCACUCUCGGGAAUUUAUUGCAAAGUCGUAUCAAUCUUCCCUUCACUGGAAGCAGCACGACCUAGGAGUAAAUCUGGCAUUCAGGCAUUGUGUUCAUUGCAUAUAGCACUUGAGAAGGCAAAAAAUAUUCUGCAACACUGUUCUGAAUCCAGCAAGCUUUACUUGGCUAUAACUGGGGAUUCUGUUGUAUUAAAGUUUGAGAAGUCAAAAUCUGCACUUAUGGACAGCCUUAGGCGUGUGGAAGAUAUUGUUCCGCAAUCAAUUGGCUCUCAGGUAAUUUUUUCUUCUCUGCUCUUCAUUUCUUUACAAAAACUCUGUUCUUUUAAUUUUAAGUCAGGAGUUAGGAGAUCAGGGCAGAUGCCAGUUCCUCCGGAAGAAUUGAGAUGCCCUAUAUCAUUGCAGCUUAUGUAUGAUCCUGUCAUCAUUGCUUCUGGGCAAACAUAUGAAAGGAUCUGCAUUGAGAAAUGGUUCGGUGAUGGGCAUAAUACCUGCCCUAAGACUCAACAGCAGCUUUCACAUCUUUCUUUGACUCCUAAUUACUGUGUUAAGGGUCUGGUUGCCAGUUGGUGUGAACAGAAUGGGGUUCCUAUUCCUGAUGGGCCUCCAGAUUCUCUUGACCUGAACUAUUGGAGGCUUGCUUUGUCUGAAUCUGAUUCCAGUUUGAGAUUGGCAGAUAGCGAUGGUUCUUGUAAGUUGAAGGGGGUAAAGGUGGUUCCUUUGGAGGAGAAUGGUAUCGUUGAGGAGGAACAAGGAUGUGAACCCGAAGAUGGGUCUGCACUAGUGGAAGAGUCUAAUGUUGAUCUCUUAGAAGUAUAUCGCGAUUUCUUGGCUAUCUUGAAUGAAGAGGAUGACAUGAGGAAAAAGUGCAGGGUUGUAGAACGUAUUAGACUCUUGCUGAAGGAUGACGAAGAGGCCAGAAUUUUUAUGGGGGCUAAUGGGUUUGUAGAAGCAUUAUUGCAAUUUCUGGAGUCAGCCAUGCGCGAAAGUAACACUAUGGCUCAGGAAAUUGGAGCUAUGGCUCUGUUUAACUUGGCCGUAAACAAUAACAGAAACAAGAUGUUGAUGCUAACAUCAGGAGUAAUUCGGGUGCUGGAGGAAAUGAUCUCCAAUUCUCAUUCUCAAAGUUCGGCAACAGCCCUGUAUUUAAAUCUAUCCUGCCUUGGAGAAGCAAAAUCCAUUAUAGGCUCGAGCCAAGCUGUCCCUUUCUUGAUCCAGGUUCUUCAAGGGGAAACUGAAGCCCAGUGCAAGCUUGAUGCCCUCCAUGCUCUUUAUAAUCUCUCCACCCUUCCUUCCAAUAUUCCAAGUCUACUUUCAGCUGGCAUCAUCAGCAGCCUUCAAUCCCUUGCUGUCCCUGAUGACCACCUGUGGACAGAAAAAUCCUUAGCUGUAUUGCUAAAUUUAGCUUCAACACAGGCAGGAAAAGAUAAGAUGGUAUCAGCACCAGGCCUUAUUGGCGGUCUGGCAACAGUUUUGGACACCGGUGAGCCUGUUGAGCAGGAGCAAGCUGUGUCAUGCCUUGUUAUUUUGUGUAGCAGUAGUGAAAAAUGCAGUCAGAUGGUCCUACAAGAAGGGGUAAUACCUUCAUUGGUGUCAAUGUCAGUGAAUGGGACACCAAGAGGGAAAGAGAAAGCACAGAAGCUUCUGAUGUUGUUCCGCGAGCAGCGGCAACGUGAUCAACCGCAUUCAGAGUUGCAUUCACAGGUCGAAAGUAGUGAAAAGGCCUUUUCUGCUCCUGUUCCAGCUCAUACUAUCAAUGCUGCUGCAUCUUCAGAAUCAAAACCAUUGUGUAAAUCCAUCUCAAGAAGAAAGAUGGGAAGAGUUUUAAGCUAUUUGUGGAAGAGCAAGAGCUACUCAGUUUAUCAAUGUUGAUUUUGUUGCACUGCUCAUGCUCAUGUAUAUUCCGUUAUAUGCUCUUUUUGGUUUUUUUGGUCCGACUUCGUUUCUCGGCCACAUAUUUUCUUACUGUUUCUAUAGAGAAAAGGAAAGAGUUGUACAGGCCCUUGUAAUCUAUGGUUUUUUGUUCUUUUUUCUCCCUUGUUUAGAAAUACAUGCACCGGGGUGUCAUAAUUGAAGCCUUAGAUGUGACGCAGAAACAACUUUACCUUCUGAA